Molecule: messenger RNA, 1764 nt
Organism: Ananas comosus (pineapple)
Lineage: Eukaryota; Viridiplantae; Streptophyta; Magnoliopsida; Poales; Bromeliaceae
Product: plant intracellular Ras-group-related LRR protein 5-like
Exons: 3
Coding region: 74-1666 (530 amino acids)
Molecular function (GO): protein binding
Source: RefSeq, a predicted model, not a curated record
UUGUCUAUUUCCUCCCAAUCUCUCUCUCUCUCUCUCUCUCUCUCUCUCUCUCUCUCUCUCUCUCAUCGCAUCCAUGGCGAUCCCAUCGGGGCCGAGCACCCCUGCCGCGGCGGUGGUGGAGGUGGUGGAUGAGAUCAUGCGGCUCUACCGCUCCCUUCCCCGGCGACCGUCCCUGGAGGAGGUGGAGGCCGCCAUGGCCGUGCUCCGAAGCGCGAGAUCCGAGGAGGAGGCGCGGAUGGAGGAGGUGGAUCGGAUGCGGAAACCCCCGGAGGUCCCCGACGAGCUCUUCUUCGUCCUCAAGGAGGUCAGGAGGAACUUGAUCCUGCUCCAGUCGCAGGAGCAGAGCAAGGAGGCGUUGUACGUGGUGGAGCUGGAUAAGAGGUUUCAGGUGUUCGAUGAGCUCAUCCAGAGGGCCUCUAAGCUGGUCUCCUCCUCUUCCUCUUCCUCUUCCUCGGAAGAGGGCGAGGGCCGCGGAGGUGCUGGGGUUGAGAUGGAGUUGACUAAGGAGAUGGAUGAGAAGAAGGGGGAGUUUGGUAGUUUUAAGGGUUUGGAUCAUCGUGGUGGUAAUGUUCCCUCUUUGAGAUCUGAGGUCCCCGAAGGUGCUGACACAGAAAAGCUGAGCCUCAUCCAAGUGGCAAGCUUAAUCGAGACUAAAGCCAAAAAGGGCGCCGUCGUUCUUGACCUUAAGGGCAAAUUGAUGGAUCAAAUAGAGUGGCUUCCACAAUCACUUGGUAAAUUGCAAGAUGUUACUGAUCUUAAUUUAUCUGAGAACCGAAUUAUGGCACUUCCGUCAACUAUCGGCAGCCUACGCUCCUUAACAAAGCUCGAUCUCCACUCAAACCAAUUAAUAAAUUUACCUGAUUCAUUUGGAGAACUUUCUAGUUUAACUGAUCUUGAUUUGCAUGCAAACCGACUUAAAUCUCUCCCUAAUUCAUUUGGCAACCUAAGUAAUCUAAUCAACCUUGAUUUGAGCUCGAACCAGCUGUCCGUACUUCCCGACACAAUAGGAAACCUGACCAACUUGAAAAGGUUAAAUGUUGAGACCAAUGAGCUCGAAGAGCUUCCUUACACUAUAGGAUCCUGCACCUCCCUUGUCGAACUCAGGUUGGACUUCAAUCAGCUAAAAGCACUUCCUGAAGCAAUUGGGAAGCUAGAGUGCUUAGAGAUCCUCACAUUGCAUUAUAAUCGAAUCAAAGGGCUUCCAACUACCAUGGGUUCUCUUACCAAGUUGAGAGAGCUUGAUGUUAGCUUCAAUGAAGUUGAAUCAAUCCCCGAAAGCCUUUGCCUUGCCACUAGUCUUGUUAAGUUAAAUGUCGGGAGGAACUUUGCAGACUUGACUUCAUUACCAAGAUCAAUUGGGAAUCUUGAAAUGCUCGAAGAGUUGGAUAUAAGCAAUAACCAGAUAAGAGUAUUGCCGGACUCCUUUAGGCUAUUGGCGAGGCUUCGUGUGCUUCAUGCCGAUGAGACUCCCUUGGAAGUGCCGCCAAGGCAUGUGGUCAAAUUGGGAGCACAGGCUGUUGUUCAGUACAUGGCCGAUUUAGUUGCUGCGAGAGAGAAAGGCUAUAUGCAAACAACAAGAAAGGGAUUUUGGUAUUGGCUUUGCUCCUUAUGUCAGCCUCGCGGGAAGAAGAAUCAAGAGAUGGGUCUGGGCUCCGCUCCAGCUUAGUUUAUUUUUUUUUUUUUGGUCUAUAAAUUUUGUAAUGUUUCCUAUAUUUUGUCGAAAUGUGCGUGUAAAUGGAUUUGUCCGCCUCAAUCACUGCUAAA